Messenger RNA from Nicrophorus vespilloides, 2422 nucleotides. RefSeq names its product aspartic and glutamic acid-rich protein-like. The coding region runs from base 1 to 2367 and encodes 788 amino acids. The record is from RefSeq and is a predicted model, not a curated record. The transcript is spliced from 3 exons. Lineage: Eukaryota; Metazoa; Arthropoda; Insecta; Coleoptera; Silphidae.
AUGCUUCUCCCGGUUUCGAUCUUUGUCUUUAACUUGUGCUGCUGUCUGCUGGUCAGCGGCGGCCCUGUGGGAAGUGGGAAGACGCUCCAGAGGCCGAUAGCGUUCUCGUAUAUCGGAGAGGAACCGGUCGAUACCAAAGUGCAAACGAAACGUAACAGUGAGCAAAAGUUGGAACAUCCAAGGAAGCCAAAAAGAUCUGAGCCUCAGUCUUUUCUCAUCCACAUCAACGACGACGCUUUGGAAGAGAACGUGGAGAACUACGAAGAUAAAUUCAGUCCAGUGAAAACGACACGACUUCUAAGGACCGGAGGAAGAGGCUCCAAGAAGUUCGGUGAUUUGAAUGAAGAACGCAGGAAAAGUCAUGUAAACCCCAAAGAAGAGGAAGAUAAACAGUAUUUGGAGAGCGAGCGACGCGAAAGCAUAGUGAAGCAUCUGAAAGAUUACGAAAUUAAACAACCUAAGGUAGAAGAAAAGCCGCUAAAAGAGAAAUCAGAAAACAAAGAUAAAUCUUUAAAAGAUUAUUACGAAAAACCUGCCGUUUACUACGUUCAACAAAAGCCAUCGGAUGAAGUGCAUUUCGAAAAAUCGAUCCAACAAGAAAUCACACCUGAAAUCAACGUUAACUAUUACAAAAAUUUGAAGAACAAAAAAGAUUCGUACGGGAAACCAGUUCAAUACGAUGAAGGAGAUUCUGAAGUUAAAUUAGAUUAUUUGCACAAGGAUAAAACUGAUUCUUACGGAAAACCACUUCGUGUAAAUAUAUCGGAGGACAAAGCAAUCAAUAAUGAUUACGAGGAUUUCAAGAAAAAGUUGGAUUCUUACGAAGUACAGGGUGGAGAUGAUGUAACCAAAGAUGAACUCGAAAAAGGAGACGAUAAACCAAAGUUUGGCGAGAAUUCGUACAAGGAGGUAGAAAACUAUAAGGAAAAUAAAGAUCCAUAUAGAAAUUCAAAAGAUAAUCAAUCUAACGAGGAAAUUGAAUAUAAGCCAGAAAAUAGAAUAAAAAGUAAAGAUUAUUACAAAGAAAAAAACAAGGAUGACUUAGAUAAAUCAAACUUGAAGGAAAAUAAAUAUCCAUAUUCAGAAAACAAUCGACCAAGUAAAGAUACUGAAGAUAAGUUUGAAAAGAGAGUGGAAAAUGACGAAGAUGACUCUGAUACAACAACUUCGGAGGAGUCCGAGGAAAGCGUAGAUGCAAAAGUAGACUCAGGAAUUAAGGAUUUGGAUUAUCGCAAUAAUGAUAAAACAACAGAAGACUCCGAGGAUGAUAAAUCAUCAUCAGAAGAGAUCGAAGAGAUACCAGUGAAGAAGGAAUAUUACGUAAAUGAUUCAUACGAGAAGCAAGCAGUAAAUUUUGACGAUGAUAAAUCGGAAGAAUCCGGUGAAAGUGUGGAUGCAAAUAUAAAGGAAAUUAAGAAUUCCAAACCAGCUUAUUACAAAGACGACGAUGAGGAUAAAUCUGAAGAAAUCGAGAAGCCAAGGUAUUAUAUUAAGGAUAUAGUGGUUGAUAAGAAUCCCAAGGGAAAAGAGGAAAUUAAGGAUUUGAAACAGAAUGUGAAAGAGGAAAUUAAGGAUUCGAACGAGAAUGAAGGAAAAGAUUCUAGUUACUAUGAAGAAGUUGUAGAUGCUGAUGCGAAGGAGCAAACUGUUGGAGAGCUGAAAGCAGCUGCGAGUAAAGGAGUACAAGAGAAAAAAAACAAAGAUGUAAAAUUCGAGAAAGGCGGAGGAAAAGAACACGACACAAAACAUGCAGGAUUCCUUAAGGAGACUGGAGAGAAAGGCUACAAGGUUGAAGGUAAAAAUUAUAAAAAGGAUUCUGGACACCACGACAAAGUUGGCGAUGAGGGAAGUUUCAAAGUAGGCGGAAAGAAGAAUGAGAAGGAUGAACAUAAUGAUGGUUAUUACGGGGAGAAGCACAAAGGGGAUAAGGGAAAGAAGGGCGCUAAGUACGAUGAGGAUGGUAAACACAACAAGGGCCACAGCACAAAAGGAACACAUAACGUGCACAAGAAAGACGAGUACGAGAAGAUGGAAGAGUUCUAUGAUGAAUAUCACGAGGAGGAUGGAAAGGAGAAGGCGGGCGGUUCCUUCGAAGACGGAGACCAUAAAAAAGGAGACAAAUAUAAGAAGAGUAAAUUUCAUGGCGAUCAUCACCAUGACGACUACGGUAAGAUGAAGCACCAUCAUCGUGGAAAGUCGUACAGCGAGGAUAAAGGCCAUAAAACCGGAGCGGGACAUGACAAACAUCACGACCAUGUCGACGAGCAAAAGAAGAUGAAGUUCGUCGAGGCGAAGAAGAAGUGGAGCUUCAAGCACGGCCCGGACGGCACCUACAAAGUGGUCGAAGAGCAAGAUAAAAAGGAAUGAUCGACGAUUAAGCCUAAAUUGAGAUUUUUUAAAUUUGUACAUAGUUCAAAAAGUU